AUGGGAAUUGAAGAAUCAGUUCCCACAAUCGAUCCAAACUCACGCCAGUACAAACUCAUUAACCAAGGAAUUACUCAAAUAACAAUAAAAGUCCCAUCAAAUGGUAAAUUACAGCAAGUCAUAUUAAAUGGUAAUGCAAUACGAAGUCUUCCUCCGAAAUUCGGACGUAUAACAAGCUUAUCUCUAGCUAAAAAUGGACUUUCAAUGAUUCCGCAAGAAAUGAUUGAUGCAAUUUCGACGUAUUCUUUACUAGAAUUCAUUGAUUUAUCAUAUAACAACCUUGAAAAGCUUCCUGUUCAGUUUGAGGCACUUAAAAAUCUAAAAUCAGCAGUAUUAUUCGGAAACAAAUUAAAAGAAUACGUAUAUACUGAUCUUCCCUUAGAAAAUCUUGAUUUAGGAAGAAACUUAUUUACAGAAAUACCCCAUUUUAAUGCAAAAUUAACAACUCUAUCAAUGGAUUCAAAUCGAAUUCAGACAUUAAAUGCAAAACUUAAUAAUUUGAUCAAACUUUCUUUACAGAAUAAUAUAAUCGAGUCCAUAUCACAAGAUUCAUACUUUAGAAUGCUAGAAACUCUUGAUUUAUCAUAUAAUAUGUUACGAGAAGUUCCAAAUUUAGCUAAACUAACUCCAAGACUUAGAAGAGUUGAUUUAUCUCAUAACUUCAUUACAUCAAUCCCUCAGUUACCUAGAUCCCUUUCAGUUCUCUUAAUUUCUGAUAAUUGUUUGACAUCUUUGCCGCAAGACUUUUCUCAGCUCCCAUACAUUGUCCACAUGGACUUUUCAAUGAAUAAAAUUACGAAAGUCCCUCAAUUACCACUUUCUAUUCAAAUUUUUGACAUUUCGAAUAAUUUAGUGGAAGAAAUACCUCCUUCCGAGACACCAGACCUUGUAGAGUUCUUUAUACAUCACAACAAACUCACAGAACUUCCAAAACUCAAGUCAAAUCAAAUCAGAGACUUCAAUGCGAAAUCAAAUUUAAUUUCUUCAAUAGAUCCAACAAUUUUCUGUCCAAAUCUAUCAACACUUGAUCUAUCAUACAACCAACUCACAGAAAUACCUGAAGAAAUCUUUACUUUCGAGUCUUUGAUGGAUUUAAAUUUAUCAUUCAAUAAAUUAACAACAAUUCCUGCAAAAAUAGUUGAUUCAGGAUUAAUAUUCCUAAAUCUCAACUAUAAUCACAUUGAAUUCCUUCCAGAACUUGCACAAACCAUUGAAUAUCUUCAUCUCGCAAGUUGUGGUUUAUCGGAACUUCCUCCAUCGGUUUCUUCCCUUAAUGACUUAGUUUAUUUGUCAUGUCCCAACAAUAAACUGUCAAAUAUCCCUGUUAUUCCGAAUUUGAUCAAAUUAAACGUUUCUAACAACGAAUUAAAGAUGAUUCCAGAAUUACCAUCAACACUAACUCAUCUUAACAUAUCCAGAAACUUGUUAAAAGACUUGCCAUCAAAUCUUCCUGAUUUGACAGAACUCGACCUCUCAUUUAACUCCAUUUCUAAUUUACCUAUCCAAUACAGUUCGAAUUCCCUUAAAAAUUUGAACUUAAGUGGAAAUUUCGAGUUUAAUGAUACAAUUGACCUUUCACACUUCCCAAACCUCGAAGUUUUGAAUAUCUCUGGUACAGAAUCAAAUAUUACAGGCGAUUCUUCAAGGUUACAGAUAAUAUUUUUGGAUAUUUUCGCAACAUCAAGUUCAUGUAUCUUACAAACGACAGAAAAGACAUGCUAUAUGUCUUACAAAGGAAUAUCAACACAAUACUACGAUAUUCCUUACGUAAAAAUGUCACUUUCCCAAGAUUUAUCUUUCUUCGGAAUUAUUCACGCUCACGAAGAUAGAAAAGCCACUCAUGAUGCUAGUAGUCUCCUUAACUCACUAGUUAACAAGCAUAAAGACUAUAUUGACGGUGACAUUUUGGAUAAUAUAUCCGAAAAGGUAAUGGAAGUCGUUGGAUCAACAGAAACGUACAAAGAAUCGUCAAUGACUAUUGCUUCUCUUCAGAGUUCAAUGCUUACUGUCUCACAAAAAGGAUUUAUUAGAGUCUGUAUUAUUCAUGACGACGGAUCAGUCCAAUUUACAGCUGCAAACAACGCGAUUAAGUCAAAUAUUAAUGAGCCAUUUGUCGUACGUGAUUAUUUGUCUCAUUUACGCGAUUCAGGAAGAGAAUAUGUUUAUGGUUGUAAAGAACCGAUCAAAACAGAGACAAUUUUCCUUGAAUCGGCUAAAUUCGUAAUUAUAGGUAGUGAAAACAUUAUUAAUGAGUUUCCAGUUGAAAUUUUAUCUGAAUUUGGAAAGAAAUACGAUUCUGCGCAGGAACUCGCACACGUAAUAUUUAACAUCUCAUUUAAUUAUAGCAGAAAGGCCAAUGCUUCUCUUUUUGUUGCAUAUCUGAAAUAA
Trichomonas vaginalis G3 is the source of this 2388-nucleotide messenger RNA. RefSeq lists its product as uncharacterized. Lineage: Eukaryota; Parabasalia; Trichomonadida; Trichomonadidae. The transcript has a single exon. The record is from RefSeq and is a predicted model, not a curated record. Gene Ontology annotation, molecular function: protein binding. Bases 1 to 2388 code for a protein of 795 amino acids.